Molecule: messenger RNA, 5371 nt
Organism: Trichechus manatus latirostris (Florida manatee)
Lineage: Eukaryota; Metazoa; Chordata; Mammalia; Sirenia; Trichechidae
Gene: RHOA
Product: ras homolog family member A
Exons: 5
Coding region: 3707-4288 (193 amino acids)
Biological process (GO): Rho protein signal transduction; stress fiber assembly
Cellular component (GO): cytosol; dendritic spine; cleavage furrow
Molecular function (GO): GTP binding; GTPase activity; protein kinase binding
Source: RefSeq, a predicted model, not a curated record
AUGGGAAAGUUACUCUUUACAACUCCAUUUUGCCUUUAACAUUUUAAUGUAAAACAUGAAUGUUUUAUUCUGUUUGAAUUCAGUUAUGUUUGGGGUACAUUUCCUUUUUUAAUGCGGUAUUCUUGGAGAUUGUAUAAGUAAACGAUUGUGUUGUAAUUUUAAUCUCAGAGAUCAGGACUAUCUGUAUUGUAGAAAAAGAAAAGUAAGGAUAUUUUUCAGUUGAAAAGAGCAUUUUUCAUGAUCUAAGUUAUGGUCCAUCAAAAUAGAGUAUUAAUUUGCAAUUUUGCUUAGUCCAAAUAAGAUUAGAGAAGCACCUAAACAUCUGUCCCUAGUUACUGAUUGGAUCCACAGUUACAGGUAGUCUUCAUUAAAUAGCACUAUUUGCACUCAAAUCGAUUUGGUCAAAAACCACGUGUAGUAGUUUAUGGUGGAAAAAUGACAUUCUUUGCCUCAGAGUUGGGGAGGAAGGUAAAAAAUUACACUUGUGUUUUUUAAUAGUUCUGAUUUAAGAAUUUUACCUGUUUGUGACUUAUUUGGUUCUUUUUUUAAGACACCCUUUUGAAAUAAAUGGUUUUUUUUUUUUUUCUUCUUUGCAGGUAUAUAAUCAAUUUUAUGCUUCUUUGCCAAAAAUGAAGGAAAAAAUACUUCUGUUUUAAAAACCGUUUUUUAAAAUAUUGUAUGUGGUGAGAAUUCUUGAACCACUUAGUGUUACACACCCAAAUGUGUAAUCUGUACAUGUGUACGUGAUUGUCACCUUAGACAUGACUGAAUUGGUGGGCAUAUUGUUUUGAGUGUUUGGCACAAGUGAUAUUGUUUGGACUGAAAAUACAAGACUUGUUCUUAAUUGAAAAGAAUGAGUUAUUGAGGAUAUCUUCUGAUAAAUUUGUUCUAAGGGUAGUUCCAUCUACUGGUGGCUCUUAGGGAUGUAACAAAAAAUAUGAUAUGGAACUUGUUUUGAGUCAAAUUGUAGUCCUAGACGUAUAGCCUAUGUUCUCAUAAAACAUCUGUACUGGAGGGAGAAGAGAGUAGGAAUAUAGCCAUCAACUGAUUUCAUAGAACCAGAAUUUUGGACCUGGAAGGAAUCUUCAGGACUUGUAGUCCAACCUUUUCCUCAUGAGGAAACUGAGUCCCAGAGACUUAACUAAAUUUACCAAGCCCUUGUAUCUAGUUAGAGGGGCAGACCAGAACUGUUUUCUCCGUAAGGUAUUCUCCAUGUAUUCCCGAGCAUCAGGCCUAGAGUCAGCUAAAAUUCAGGACUUCCAGCUUAGUCCAGUGUUUUCCCCUUUUAUACUUUGCUGAUUGCCCAUAGUUUAGGAGAAUCUGAAAAAAUCCAUUUGCCAAACAAAUUAUAGUCCUGUGGCUUUCACAGCAGUCUCCUAUAUAUCUGGGUGGUCCUGCAGCAAUCGAAUGAAGCAGAUAAAUGAAUUUGUAGGGUGAGUGGCUGGUCUAGUCCUGGCUUUAGGUAUUUGGGUCUUCUUGAUGGACCAUCUUCUUCCACAGGGAGGCUGAGACCUGCUUGCUCCAAAUCCAUCAUAGUUCCAGCGAAAAUGUUAUCAGGUCACUGUGGGCCUUUUUGAGUACUGAUUUGGGGUGGGUUGCGGAAAAACUGCUUAUGUCAAGUGAACAGCCCCCCACGUGCGUGUAUGAUACUGGUUUUGUUACUGGAGUAUUUUCAUAGUCUUGAUUCCUUUUUUGUCAGUUAACUCUUUUAAAAGUUUAGCCUGGUCAUGUGGGAGUGUAAGUUAUUAGGAGAGUGAAAACAGGUGGCUCUUCAGGUGUUUCCUGUCCGUGGGGUGGAGUCUGUCCAAGCAGUGAUGGGAGAGGAGCUGGGGUGCUACUUUGGGCCUUCUUAAUUGUCCCAGAGCUGAGAGAUUUAUGUUAACUCUGUCAGACGAUAAGGCUGAUAUUUCAAGUUCUAAGAGACCUAAUUUGGGUUUGAUGAGCUUCUGUAGAUAGCACCGUGAGUUUAAGCAGUAUGGCUACUAAUGAUAAUGAUAAGUGAUACUUAAUCAGUGAAUUUUAAAAUGGCCAUCUAUUUGUAGUUUUAAAAGAUUCCUAAAUAUUGUAUCUUCUUUUACUGUUUAGUUUAUCCCUUAUGCUUUGGUUAGUGGAACUCAGUUUGCCUGCACCUUCCACUAAUGUAACUAAAUUUUAAGCAUGUUAGUGUUAAAUUUAUGUAUCUUACCAUACUCUGCUCUUUGGGGACAUGCCCACUGUUCAGUAUUUGUGAAAUUGAUAAAUUAAAAUUUCAAAGACAGUUUAAAGUUAGUAAUUAUUGUAAAAUCCCUAUUUCAAGUGUUUCUAUUUCAAGGGACUCAUUUUUAACCUGUGGUGCUAUAGCAUUAAGUGAUGACCUCUGUACUGGUAAUUAUAGUAGUCAUGUGACUGAAAAUCAGCUAGGCACUGAAGCUGCACAUUCUGGGUGUUGGUCUUAGUUUAUUGAUGCUUCUUCCACAUGAUUCUGAAUACAUGUUUAUAGCUAAUAAUCAUCAAAAUGUGAGAGCUGAGUUUGUAGUUUGUACCAAAUUGAACUUGAUUUUUUUUUCUUUUUUCAAGUGGGUGGGUAAAAUAAAUAUGUUUAAGCAUAUUUAUCAUGGUAUCUUAAUAUUCAAGUAAAGGGAAAUACGAGAACAUAAGCAGACAGUGAAUUAAGUUUGGAGUGGAGUGAGUGAAGGGAAAAGUGGGAAGGAAGGAUGAGAUUGGAAAGGUGAGCAGGGGACCAGAUCAUGUAGAGCCUUUGGGACAUGGAAGUUCUUUGGGUUAGUUCUGAUGUGGGAAGUCGUUAAAUGUUUUUUAGCAGAGAAUGACAUGAUCUGAUACUAAACAAACAAAACUAGAAUCACUUAUUGUGGAUAGGAAUAGAUAUAUGUCCGUUCUGACUUUAACCAGUACUCUAAUAUUGAUCAAAUCUGACAAAAAUAUUAGGAUUUCCUAAUAUUCUGAAUUCCUUGAUCUAGUGACUUCAGCCUGUUUUUAUUAAGUAAUUGGUUUUCCGAUAGUUACCUUUCAACCUGUAAUUUCUCUGUAAUCAUUACAUUAGAAAGGAAAUGUAACUUGAUAAAAGAAGUCAUUAAAAUGUUCAUGGUAUGAUAGAAUAAUUUGGAAAAGGGUAGCGGUAAUGGUUGUACAACAUAAAGAAGAUAAUCAAUGUCGCUGAAUUGUACACAUAGAAAUCGUUGAAUUGAUGAAUGUUUCGUUAUGUAUAUUUUCACCACAAUUGAAAGUAAUGUCCAUGGUAGAGUUUAGGUGAUGGGGUACAGGUGUUCCUUAUAAAAUUCUUUCUACUUUGCUGUGUGUUUGGAAGUUUUCACGAUAAAAUGUUGGGGGAAAUUAAUUUACGUAGAAUUUAUCAGUCGUUUUGAUUUUUGCUUUUAAAAAGGGCAACACUAAUUUAUAAUAUUCAGAAAAUAAGGGUGAUUGUGUACAUUUUGUGUUAAGUGAAUGGAGGCCAAGAAUUGUAUAAAUAGGAUAAACUUUAUGGUAUAUCAGUUAGAAAUUCUACACUUUUUUCUUCUCCUGGACUCUAAAUUACUUAAUGGAACUGUGGGCAAGUCCAUUUACAUCUGUGCUUUGUUUUUUCCAUGUAAAACGAAUAGACAUAAUUCAUGAUUUUUUUUUUUUUAAGUGCCUUUCAUCUGAGAAGUUCAAGGUACUUUGUAGAACUUCUGCCACACAGGCGGUGCAUCUCGCAGCACAUUUGUAAGUGAUGGCUGCCAUCAGGAAGAAAUUGGUGAUUGUGGGUGAUGGAGCUUGUGGCAAGACCUGCUUGCUCAUAGUCUUCAGCAAGGAUCAGUUCCCCGAGGUGUAUGUGCCCACAGUGUUUGAGAACUACGUGGCAGAUAUUGAAGUGGACGGAAAGCAGGUGGAGUUGGCUUUGUGGGACACAGCUGGGCAGGAAGAUUAUGAUCGUCUGAGGCCCCUCUCCUACCCAGACACGGAUGUUAUACUGAUGUGUUUCUCCAUUGACAGCCCUGAUAGUUUAGAAAACAUCCCAGAAAAAUGGACCCCAGAAGUCAAGCAUUUCUGUCCCAAUGUGCCCAUCAUCCUGGUUGGAAACAAGAAGGAUCUUCGGAAUGAUGAGCACACAAGGCGGGAGCUAGCCAAGAUGAAGCAGGAGCCGGUAAAACCCGAAGAAGGCAGAGACAUGGCAAACAGGAUUGGUGCUUUUGGGUACAUGGAGUGUUCAGCAAAGACCAAAGAUGGAGUGAGGGAGGUUUUUGAAAUGGCCACGAGAGCGGCUCUGCAAGCCAGACGUGGGAAGAAAAAAUCUGGGUGCCUUGUUUUGUGAAACCUCGCUGCAAGCACAGCCCUCAUGCGGUUAAUUUUGAAGUGCUGUUUAUUAAUCUUAGUGUAUGAUUACUGGCCUUUUUCAUUUAUCUAUAAUUUACCUAAGAUUACAAAUCAGAAGUCAUCUUGCUACCAGUAUUUAGAAGCCAACCAUGAUUAUUAAUGAUGUCCAGCCCCUCUGGCCCACCAGGGUCCCUCUGACACUUGCUCUAACAGCCCUCCUCUGCACUCCCACCUGACACACCAGGCGCUAAUUCAAGGGAUUUCUUCUUGCUUCUUUCUAGAAAGAGAAAAAGUUGGUAACUUUUGUGAAUUAGGCUGUAACUACUUUAUAACUAACAUGUCCUGCCUGUUUUUCUGUCAGCUGCAAGAUACUCUAGUGAGUCACCACUUCAGAACAUUCCUCCUAAAUGGGUUUCAUUGGCAUAGCUCUGAAGUGGGCAUCCAGUUUUUUGAAAAUGUGCUCAGCCAGAAAGGCCCAAGUCCAUGCAGCUGUGGCAUAGUUACAGUUCUGUGGUUUCAUGUUAGUUACCUUAUAGUUACUGUGUAAUUAGUGCCACUUAAUGUAUGUUACCAAAAAUAAAUAUAUCUACCCGAGACUAGAUGUAGUAUUUUUUGUAUAAUUGGAUUUCCUAAUACUGAUAUUUGUCAUCUCCGCAGAAAGUGUAUUGGUUUUUUAAAAAAGAAAGUGUAUUUGAAAAUAAAGUCAGAUGGAAAAUUCCUUUUAAAAAUUCCCGUUUUGUCAGUUUCUCUGAUAAAAGAUGGCCAUAUGACCCCUUUUCAGCCCCACUUAUCCUAGUGCCCCCUCCCCAGAGCUGGGCUAAGUAUAUAGGAAUUUGGUUUCACACCUGAGGCAGUUAGACACUUUGGAAGGUGGUGUAACCUGUCUAACCUGGACUGCAGGGUCUGGCUCUAGUUCACAGUGCUUUCUCCACUAUGUCCAGGUUCCCUCCCAGAGGAGCCACCAGUCCUCUUGGGCGGCACUCAGUUUCUCUCUUCUCUCCAGCUGACUAAACUUUUUUUCUGUACCAGUUAAUUUUUCCAACUACUAAUAGAAUAAAGGCAGUUUUCUAAACUUCCUGUA